Molecule: messenger RNA, 944 nt
Organism: Stylophora pistillata
Lineage: Eukaryota; Metazoa; Cnidaria; Anthozoa; Scleractinia; Pocilloporidae
Product: E3 ubiquitin-protein ligase TRIM45
Biological process (GO): proteasome-mediated ubiquitin-dependent protein catabolic process; protein polyubiquitination
Molecular function (GO): ubiquitin protein ligase activity; zinc ion binding; protein binding
Source: RefSeq, a predicted model, not a curated record
AAACCGGAAGAUGCCAGGCAGUAGUCAAAGUCAAUGAGGAAGAAGCUGGAGGCAGUCCUUUCUCGGUUGAAGUUUCACCCAGACAAUUCAGACCCGUGUUAUCUUUUGGACAAAAAUACUCGUUUCUCGCUCUUCUCACGGAUUUCGGUUCGUCUUCUGGAAUAUUAACCAGUCCCUGGGGAGUGGCAGUGAAUGAACGUGAUGAAAUUGCAGUGACUGAAAAAGAUAACCACAGGGUUCAGGUAUUCAGUAGCGAUGGAACUUACUUAAGAUCUUUUGGUUGUAAAGGUGAUAAACCGGGAAAGUUCAACUAUCCUAAUGGGAUAGCUUUUGGUAAAAACAAUAACAUUAUAGUGGUGGACGAUGGUAACCACCGUGUUCAGUUGUUCAGUGAGCAGGGUGAGUACCUGAGCCAGUUUGGUGGGAAAGGAAAUCUUGAUCACCAGCUGUGUUAUCCUGGUGGCUUAUCUGUAGAGGACGAUGGAAAUAUAAUUAUUGCUGAUUCAAAGAACAAAUUGAUCAAGAUGUUUUCUCCUAAAGGCCAUUAUUUAAAUAAAUUCGGGGGUGAGGGUUCGUUAACCGAUCCCGUUCACUGUAUACAGUAUGAAAAAUAUCUCAUAGUGUCAGACUGCUGGGAACAUUGUAUCAAAGUGUUUGAUAGGAAUGGUAAUUUUUUGUACAGAUUUGGAAAGAAUGGGGAGGGGGAUGGGGAGUUCAAUUACCCUCAGUAUUUAUCAGUUAACAAGGCAGGACAGCUGAUGGUCUGUGACUCAAUGAAUGACAGAGUUCAGGUAUUUGAUCUUAGUGGAAAGUUUAUAACAAAAUUUGGAUCAAAAGGAGACAAAAAAGGAAAAUUUGAGUUUCCUGUCUCUGUUGCAGUGCUCAGCAAUGGUCGAAUACUUGUGUCUGAAUUUAGGAACCAUCGCAUUCAGAUAUUCGAAUAG